AUGGCAAACAUCGAGAAACUCCAGUUCUCGGCUCUGAAAAUAACUGGCGAAAAUUACAUCGAAUGGAUCACAAAUGAGAAACCUUACCUUGUAAUGAAAAAGAUAACCGAAACAAUAAGAAUCGGUAACAAAUCACCGCCCGAGCAUAUAGCCGAAGCGAUAAUCUUCCUGAAGAAGCAUUUAGAUGAGAAUCUAACGCACGACUAUGCAAGCGUAGAAGACUCAGCUGAACUGUGGCAAGCUUUAAAAGAAAGGUUCGAUAACCAGAGAGAAGUCAACCUCCCUCACGCUCUAGAAGAGUGGAAAAAUCUGAGGUUCCAAGAUUUUCAAAAGGUUGAGGAUUACAAUUCCGCUGUCCUGGGGAUAGUUUCACUCCUAAAGUAUUAUGGUAACCCUGUCUCUGAGCUUCACUUCUUGCCCGAAAUUUACGGAAAAUGCGGGUACACGAGAGUUUCUGAAUUGAUAGUUGCGCUCAUGUUGGCUGAAAAGAACAAUGAGCUCCUGAUCAAAAACCACAAUUCCCGACCUACGGGAGCCAAAGCAUUUCCUGAAGUGAAUGCUACGGCGAUAGAAAAUUCGGAAAGGAAAAACCAGACCAACCGAGGUCAUGGUCGCCGUUUCAACAACAAACGUGGAAAAACUUACAAUCCCAAAUGGAAGGGAUCUAACAAGUGGGUUAGAUCCGGACAAGUUUCUAAGGGUAAAGAAACUCAAGAGAAUACCACCCAGAAGCGUGAGACAGUGUGUUACAGAUGUGGCUGUAAAGGACAUCGGUCUCGUACCUGUCAUACUCCUCCACAUCUCUGUAAGUUAUAUCAAGAGUCCACGAAAGGAAAAUCUAAAGAACUGAACCUCACUGAAAACUUUAAAGGGACAUCGUACCUCGAUGCCUCUGACUUCGCAAAUGAGCUGGACUAA
Messenger RNA from Brassica oleracea var. oleracea, 918 nucleotides. RefSeq lists its product as uncharacterized. The record is from RefSeq and is a predicted model, not a curated record. The transcript is spliced from 2 exons. Lineage: Eukaryota; Viridiplantae; Streptophyta; Magnoliopsida; Brassicales; Brassicaceae. Bases 1 to 918 code for a protein of 305 amino acids. Gene Ontology annotation, molecular function: nucleic acid binding; zinc ion binding.